Messenger RNA from Xyrichtys novacula (pearly razorfish), 41526 nucleotides. The record is from the annotation of a GenBank genome assembly. Lineage: Eukaryota; Metazoa; Chordata; Actinopteri; Labriformes; Labridae.
CACCUCCUCCUGCUCCAUUCAGCUCUCUCUCUCUCUCUCUUCUCCUCUCUCUCUCUCUCUCUGCCUACCAGCCUGUCUCCAGUCAGAAUUAGAGGAGGCUUUUUCUCAAUGCAUGCCGCUCUGAGGGGGAUGCACAGGCGCAUGAAUGUUGUGAUCUUAUCUGCUGAAAAUGAGGCAAAAAGCGCAUAAACGGUAAGGCAAACAGAGAAGUGCAUGCAUGCUUUCAUCAGCUGUUCUCAGAUGAGCGUGUGUAGUUGCCUCGCCACUCUUGUGAAAAUCAUGACUGGGUUGGGUGAUACGUGUGUGCAUUCAACAGUGCAGCAUGUUGGGAGAUUCUGAGUACAUGUUGUGCAGCGUGUUCAAGUCAACUGCCGCUUUUUGUCGCUGUAAUCUCUGCCGCAAAGGGAGUGAGUGUUAAAGUCAGUUUGGUUUAGUUGGAGAAAAAAAAACCUGUGGACGCUUUUGUGCUCUGUCAAUUCAGCUGUCACUUGGAUUUUUUUUAACCGUCAUCUGAAUAAUGAGGCGCCAACUGUUUUCCCAUCUCUCAAUUAACUUCCACCGGAUGAUACCGUAGAGAAGCAGUCAUGGCCAAACAAGCACAUCAUGAGAAAGAGAAAGUUGCUCUCAUUAAAACUGUGUGUGGAUGAAGUGAGAGGCAGCUAGAAAGGUAAAUCCAUGAGGUUGUGGACUUGAUUAGUUGAGGGGAGAACACAUGAUUAGUCUGUAUUUUUGAGAGUUCAUCAUGGAGCCUUAAGGUACUACUGUAAUCUGCAUGUCAGCGUAUUAGGAUCAUAACAUCUUAGAAAUUAAUUGCUUUCACCUCCAGCCUUCACCUGCAGUAAGUUAGGGAAACAUUGAUUUUUGAAGAUGAUACCCGCUUCCCGUUACGUAAUUAAAGCAAACAGCACCUCGGAUAAGUUGCUGUCCUCAGGGAAACUUUGAGACUGCCCAAUGCACAAUAGAAAGAGCAGGAUGAAUAUGAAUGAGGGGCGAGCAAUGAGUGUUAACCCUUUCAGUUGUGUUUUCUGUGCGGUGCUGGUAUGUAAAUUUAUGUAUCAUCACUUCAAAGAGGACACUGAUUUCGUGCAUGGCCUGAUAUCUCAUUAAUUGAACCUGUCAAAGUUAAUACGACAACUUUCUAAGCUUGGCUCAUAACAAAGGCGAGAUCUCUGGUGAUAUAACCCAAACUCUUCUGAAACUUUUGAUUCUUACGACAGCAAAAACCUUACAUCCAGAUUUAUAUCAAAUCAGCUCCACAGCAGAACACUGUGCAGGGCUACUUUAUAGUUUUUCGAAAUGGUUACUGUCAGAAACAGUCAGCCAAAACAUAUUGACAAAGGCAGUUUGUGUCUCUGAUUUAAGCCGAAUUAGAUCAAUGCUAGCUAAAUUGAGAAGUUAAGAAAAAACUUUAACUCAAGAUUUCCAACUUAAGGUUCUUUGCGCUCCUUGUUAUAUAAAUCACAGUGCUCUUAUAUUCUUUUAUUUCUAUUAUUAUUACAAUUUUUUCACAGCACCUUUAAGAAUAAAUCUGCUGAGACUGUUCACUCUCCAGCCAGUCAGAGAAAAUGCGUAGCCAAAAUGGUGCACACAUCAUGUUCUUGAAAAACAUCCUCCUCACCGACAGAUGGGAAAAGUUACAUACUGUAUAUUUCAGAUCAAUUUCAUAGAAAAACUUUUACAGUUUUAGCUCAGUUUGUCAAAGAAUUCAAUAAGUAGUUUCUUUGUGUACGUCCUGUGAGUAUAAGUUUAUUUUAUGAUAAAAUGUUCUGAAAAGUACAAAGAGCUUCCUCGAUUGUGAGCACAAGAGGGAAAAGUUGUAUUGACCUCACUUGCUGGGUAAGUUUUAAUUAGGUCUCUACAAAUGUUUCAGCUUUCAUUCAUCAGCUUUAUCCACCAAAGAUCCACUUCGCCUCCUGGCUGGGCCCCUAGGAGACAUCACCCCCCCUUUACUAGGCUUCUCUCUGACUUUGAGGAAUAUGCCUAAAGAGGCUUUAUUUGUUCUUUCUCCAAGCUAAGCACGUAGCAUCCAAAAGCAGAUGCUGCACGAGUGCUCCCUCCAGGUUAGCCUGCAGCAGUUUACCCCCUCUGCUCUCUUUCAUUCUUCUGUCUAAUUAUCUCUGAGACGAUGAGAUCACAGAUUUAUGCGGUGGCUGUUUGUGAGGAUGGACUGCGAGCAUCUGGAAAGGGUUGAUGAGGGAUCUGCUUUGGAGUGCACUCAAGAGGUUGGUGUUGUCUUUGAGUGUGCACAUGUAUCUGUAUUCUUGGAUUUAGCCCGCUGUGAAUCACAUGUCCAAGUCUUAAGUCUCCCUCUGUCUUUGAGUUCCCACCUCACCACCCUCGUCGCUCCCUGGACUAUUGGAGAUACGCCUGUCUGCCACACAGCAUUUAUGAGGCUCCAUCAAAGCCAACAGGACAGGCUCAGCUGAGCAACAUAAUCCUCUGGAGUGCACAUACAGGGGACCUUAAGAGUUGAAGUCCUUGUAACGUAUGUGGAGAGUAGGAUGUAUGGCAUUUUAAUGUCACAUAUAAAAUAAGAAGGAUAAAGCUCUUCAAAACAUAGGUUUGAACUUGAUCUCACUGGUUAAACACGGGCCCUUUUAGCUCUGACGGGUUCAUUUCUCUCUGUAGUGCUUAAUAAAAGCUCCAGCUUCUAUCCUGAUCUCUCGAGUUCAGGGUCAUGGUUCAAUCACUGCAGUUAUUAUAUCAACAAUAAAUUGUUGAUACAGCCUUUGUUGUGUGACGGGCUGCAAUAAAACAUGCACUUCCAUAAGACAAGAGGCCUCAGCAUGUACUAAACAAACGCACAUAGCACCCUUACAAGCUACGUGUUGCUGAAUAAAUGGUGUUCCUCUUGCACCCAUUACACUUCAAUAAAUACUUCAGUGCUCCCUGGAGGGCUUUGCAACACUGCUCUAUGUUCAUCCUACAUGCACACAACCUCACCAUCCCUCCUGCAGUUUAAUGCAUGGUGGAUUUCCAGAUGUCCAGUCUGUGCGGAGAUGAUAAAGAGACAAGACUCAGAGGUAAAAGGACUCGAUUUUCUUCUUCAAAGGCGUAAUGUGGUUGUCGUGGCUCUUUGUAGCUCUGUGUGCUCUGCAGUGUGGAGUUGAGAUGCUGUUAAACCCACUGUGGAGGGACAGGAUCUUGAAAACUGUCAUCUCAGAAGUUGUGAUUCGUAGUUUAAUCAAUUAUGCAUAAUGUUUGGAUGUUUAUUCAAGUUUUUUGAAGGGUUUGACUCGCAGUUGUUGAAGGGUAUGGCACUGGUAUAAAAUCUGCUGGUUUUUGUCCCUUUUUGACCCACCAUGUACUUUCACUAAACUCUCACUAGCAGCUGUUAUCAGUGGAUUUAGGAGAAUUUAUUAGACCAUAAAUUGGUAAAGUUCAUAACAAGUUUUAGAGCAGAAAAAGUACAGACACAGGUGAAAAUGCUUCAAUUCAGUGGCACCAUGGUGGUUAAGUGCUGGAUUGGGAAUGGGAUGGCUGCGGCUGGCUGGAAAAACAUGUGUCAGCACGUGAGAGGUUUAUUUUUGUCUACCAGAGAGAAAAGUUGAGUGACAGGACAAUGACAGUGUUGCUUUACCUUUCCACGUCUCCCCUUUGUUGUUGUGAUUGGCUCAUUGGAUAGGAUCACUUUUAAGCAAAGAUCAAAACCAGACUUGGUACUUCUUAGCUUCAAUCUCAUACACUGAGCGUCAGGAUCCCAUGGGUCACACAUUAUAAGGGUUCAUCCCUUAAUUUAUUGUUUGCCCUCCGAAAGGCUCGUUUUUUUGUUUUCAAAGCUUUUCACUAUUCAGAAAACUUAAAGCAUUUUUUUCUGUCUUCAGUAUUUGUUAACGAGCAAAUGAGGUGAGGAGACUUCUCCACACAGUGCAAAGUCAAUAGGAUACCAUGACUUUCUUGUACUCUAUUUCAAGAGAGCUUGCACUCUUCCAAUGGCAUAAACCACCACUUUACGGAGAUUUCCGUAAAUGUAGGUGGGCGAGGUUGGGUUAGAGUUAGGUGAGGUGGGCUGAGUAGGGCUGGUUUAGCUUGGUCAAGAUAACAACAACAACUACAACAAAAACAACAGCAAUAAUGCAUCAGAUCAGGUAGUUAGGUUGAGUAAUAGAUGGUUAUUAGACGUCUAUUUUUUUUUAGACCUAAUUCCAACCGUCUAGAUUCUUUAUAUUUUUAGACGUAAUUUAGAUGUUGCACUUUAACCUAUUAUUCAAUAACUAUUUGUUUCAAAAAGCAACUGCGAGUUGCAUAACUGACCUCCAAGUUCUUAACCAAAAUAAUUAUGAUAGCCGUUGAGCAAUAGACAGUUAGACCUCUGUUAGCCAGCUAGUCUAAAACUUGGUCUAAAUUUAGACGUCUAAAAAACGUUCAUUUUUAGACCUGUGGUAGCCUGAUUUUAGACCAGUUGUCUAGGCUACAUUUAGAUGUCUAGUAGACCUCUUCUAGUUAGAUUAGGUCAGGUUAGGUCAAAUUUAGUUAUCUUGGGUUAAAUUAGAUAAGAUUAGGUUAGGGGAGGUUUGGUUAAGUUUGGGUUACAUUGCACAAAAUGCAAGAUAAGGAACUAGCCAUUAGUAAAAUAAGAUAUAUAAGGUGAAUAAAAUCCUAUUUAGAAUCUGAAAAUACUUAAAUACAUUUGAAAAAAUGGAAUAAAAUAAGUCAAAAAGUACCAGCCAGGAUAAAAGUGUUCAUAAAUACUCAACAAAUACACAGAAUUUAGUAGCUGCAGCUUUAGUGCACCAUGACCUGUUAUACUGAUAGCGGCUCAGACAAAGCUGUUUUAGUAGUGAGUGGUUUCACAUGCUUGUAUUGUAUAUACACCCAGACAGAAGAAGAAUUUAUUCCCCAUAACUUACCAUCCUCUGUAACUGUCUGAUGUUCAGGAAUCUGUCUCACCAAUCAGCCCACUGGACAAAUUUCACAAUUUGAUUUAGACAGUUUCCAUUUUUUGAAAUCCGAGGAAAAAGGAAAAUCGAUUCAAUAAUCUAUUCAAGAUCAUUGAGGUUCUACUAAUGAGGAAAUAAGACUGUUUUCUCGAGUGGAAAAGGCGUCUGUGUCCCUUUUUAGAUCUGACAAGUUUAGCUUACUAUCAGCUGUUGUUCCAAGAUGCUCAUUUGUCUGAACACACCCAAAUAUGUUACCCUAUACGGCCGUGACUUUUUAUUUUAAGGGGAAGUAGUAAUUAGUCAGAUGAAGCUGUUUCUAUUUACAAUUAUAAACCCACAUCUCAGUCUAUGUUGUGUUGGAUCUCAUCAGUCUGUGCUGCGAUCUCUUGUCGUCCUCCAGCUGGCUGAGAGCUCAGGUAUGUCACGACUGUGUUGUCUUGGCAACCCGAGUGAGUGCUGAACUCAUUCACUUUCACAGGAUUUUAACAAUGAAGAAAUCUUAACUCAGCCUGUAGUCUCAACACGCACAUCUACAACUCUCUCCCUCUCUUUUCUCUCUUUUCUCUCGUGUAAAAACGUAAUGAAGCGCUAGAGCACAAUGAACGACAGGCCUGCAGCUCUGUGUAACCCCGCAGACUAUAUUUUCUACUUAUGUCAAGCAAAAUAGAAGGAGAGACAGAGGACACUGUGGGUCAAGUCUGGCUACGUGAAUCAUUCAGUCUCUACUGCAGUUCGGACCUCCACGCACAAAAAAGGACUCUAAACUUAAAGAGAUUUUACGGUCUGCUCUGGGCUAAAAAAAGGAAUUAAAUUUAAGAGGCCUGCUCAGUUGUUUUUUCUUGAUGAGAAGGGAAACAUCUUUGAACUUUAUUUCACCCGAUAAAUCUCAAGUCUAUUUUUUGAGUCGUUCCCCAGAAGGUAUUCCAGCGAAUCUUCUUUUUUACUUUGAAGUUUAGACAUUAAUGCAUUUUUCCAUCUUUAACCUAGAAAAAAAAUGUACACAAUGUCAAGAAGGAUCUUCUGAAUCACACUGCCAUGCAUUUCCUAAUUGAUAAAAAGGAGAAAUACAAGGAUAUCAAUGUCCAUGUAUUUAAUCUCACUCCAUCAGCUUAUAAAUUCUUCAAAAUAUUGUUGAAUUAAACAAGAAACUGUGAUUUAAAGGUCUUACACUCCAACAGAAAAUAAGAUGAAGCUGGCAUUUUAGCCUGAGGCAGUCUUGUGCUGACUGAACAUGACUGACAGUGCUGUUUUGGAGAUGCAAACCCAACCUGCAAUCUAAAGCCGUAUUUUUCUUUAUUCACUGAUUACCAAGUACGUCUUUCUACCUCCUCACUGGGGAUGAAUAGCAAAUUCAAAGGCAGAAAAAGAAACUCAUUAUGCGCUUCAAACCUAACCCCGUCUGAGGUUUGAGUUUGCAUAGAAAAUUGCAUGUAUAGUGAUCUGAAAAUUAAUGCUUCGUCAGAGGGAAAGUAGUAUGAGUGCAUUUGAUGAAGACUGAACAAAUAUUAAGUAAGCACUUCACAAAAUUCCUCAAACCCACGUUACAAGUUGGACAGGCAGCAUGCAGUUAACUUUUUGUGAUGACUGUCCUCAGGCAAUUACCGAGCGAUUACAUCAGGCAGACCUGUCAUCUAAAAAGGGUGAUCUACAUUCAACGAGACGCCCAGGAAGAAAGGAAUGAGAAGCUUUACAAAGAAUCAUUCCUCUCAAUACUAAACUUUAUGAAACUUUCAUAAAAGGUCCAACAUUUCUCCUUUUCAUCAUUUCCAGACAUUUUACUUUAGUCAUGUAAUUCCUGCAUGAAAAGGCAGGUAAGACAACAUGAUGUGUUGUUUCUUCUGUAGCAUUAACAAGAGUUAAUUAACAAGAGUCCAGAUUCGAGAGGGAUCUGGCUGCAGACCUCCACUGUGAGUUUUUCCUCACAUUUUAUCUUUGUUUUUAAAAUGGUAAAAAUCAUGCUAACAUUAUAUACAUAAAAUAAAGCCCCAAGAAAUAAGAUGUAUUCACACAAGGCAAGAAAUAUGUACUUCCCGGUCUAAUCGCUUUUAAUUUGAAUGGCUUCGAAUCAACCACGGCCUUAAAAAAAAAAGAAUGUUCUCCGGGUAGAUUUGCUUUUAUUUUGAAAGGCUUCAAAUCAACUUCCAGUUCUCACAGUGGAGGUCUGCAACAAAGGGUUUUCUGGCCCUCCCAUAAUGCACUUGUCGCUACUUUGUUAGAGAAUCAAUAAUAAGUAGGUGCUGGUGAACCUGUUAAGUUGUGACACUACAGCCAGGGGCGGACUGGGACCAUAAAUCAGGCCAGGGGUUUGACUCCAUCCAGGCCAGGCCAAUACACAUAAACGCUGAAAUGCUGGCACUGGCGAAAAGUUUUGGACAUUUGAAGCCAGAUUUAGUGAAUAUAAUGCUUCAACAUUGGCUACAUAACUGCAAAUUUAAUAUGAAGUAAAAACAAAAUGGUUAUAAAAACUCCAUAUUAGUCAUGCCUUUAACUGUUUGUUUAUUCAUUUAAACUAAGAAUGUAGUCUACCACAUUGAUGUUGUAAUAUAAUAAAACAUUGAAAGCCUGUCAGAAAAAGUCAGAAAAAGUUCUCGAGAGGCAUAAAACUUUAAUUAGCACCACUAGCAUAGUAGCCGUCUCGGUGUCAGUUGGCGACCUUAUUAAACUCAAAACAACCACACCUUCGAGCGACAGCAUGAAAAACACUUAAAGACGUUGCCUCAGGGGGAGGAGGAGAAAGAAACACCAUCAGCGCGGGAGCGGAGCAAAUAACGAUGCUCGAUCGAUCAGCACAUCUGCAGCCGAUCACCUCAUAGCUCUACUUCCGGUGGCACCAGCUACGUGUUGCCACGGUAAUGGACAUAAAUUAAAUAAACCCUUUUACUGUUGGCCUUGCCUGCUUCCAAGUUCAGUGGCCUGCCUGCAGGCGAUGCCAGGCUACCAGGAAUCGGCCUGGUGAUCCCGAUGUUCCAGUCCACCACUGACGACAGCCAUACAAACUGUCAUGCAUGCGGAUUGUGUUGUGUGUUAGUUAAGCAGAGGGACAGAAUGAGCACAAUGCAAAAGAUGCUGCGACAUCUUGUUGUUUUUGCAUUUUAGAUUCUCAAGUUUCUGUUGGAUAGUUGUAGUGUUAGAUGCUGAAUCAUGAGUUAACGUCUCUAUUAACUGCACUCUCAUAAUUAGCCAAUAUAAUCCUGAUAAUGAUGCCAUAAUCAAGCAGCUUUAGUGCCAUUUAACCAAAAAAUUAUGGCACUAGAGAGAUUUUUUUUCAGGUAAUUUUUAAAACUUUCCAAGCCACACAAGACAUUGUCUAAUAUUUUUGCAGGUAGCAGGUCCCUAACCUGGGGAGUAAACAGACUCUUCUAAGUGGACCCUAAGUGUUUGCUACCGCACCAAAGCUGACAUAAUAAAAAACACAAAAAACUUGUUGCACAGUUAUCGUCAUGAUGGACCACUUAAAUCGAGAGCCUUCUGUUCUGACAGAUGAUUCAGACAGAGCAAAGAUAUAUAGCACCACGCAGCAUAAUAAAGCAGAUUUUUAUUGGACUAUGAAGAGCUAUGAGCUGCCAGCGCCCGACUGUAGUCGGUCUGGUUUGGCAGCAGGAACUUACAGAUGGGGCUGUAAUUUAACUCCUGUUUGAAGUGCAGUAUGUCUAAAGCUCCUCCAUCGUUUUAGAUCGAUCUACAGCCAGGUGAAGCUUUUCCACCCAGGCAAAGUGGUUUUAUGUCACUUAGCUUAAAGACUCUAAGCUGUGAGAUGGUACUGACUCACUAAUUGGCGAUCAUAGAGGCUGUCAGUGAAGGAGACAAAAUGGUUUAUUUAUCAGAGUGCUACCUCACGGAUCAUAUGGACAUAACCGAGAUCUCUCUGUUGUAAUCAUUCCCCAUUUUCAUAGCAUGUUAUGGAAUUUCUACACUCUUCAUCGCUGUGUAAAAAGCUGUAUUCUUUCCAUCUCCGAAUUGUCAAAUCAAGUACAGAAAGAAGCCAUGUCUUAAAUAAACACACCCAACCUUGAGCUGAACAACAAACACACACACAUACCAGCGUGAUGUGCUGAAUCCCCCCUGCUGUGGACCCCCUGAUGUGAUCUGAUCUGAUCAGAAAUAGUGUGAAAUGUGCCUACAAAUUGUCAAAACGGAUUGAGCAUUUGCUGUUUCCUCUGAUGCUCGUUAGGCAAACACACACCUCGCACACACUCCCACAGAUAAAACUCUGUAUCUGUGACAGAAAUGCUGUUCAAAGGGCCAAGGAUACAUGAAGGAGCCAGAGGCGGGGAUUUGUGAGUCAUGGCGCAGCAGAGGGAGGAAACUAUUUAUUAUCAGAUAAUUUAUCCUCAAGAGCUUCCUAUGUUGGAAAACAGAGUUAUGGUCACGAAAUCUGACAGAAUUCAAACAUCCCGGACUCCCUGGCUCUGAAUUAGGUUUGACAUUAUCUGCAACAACAUGGUCAGGGUUGAUACUUCAGUCUUUCACAAUAUAUGAGGCUCCUUAUUUAUGCCUCUACCGAAGUUAAUCAGUUCAGUUUUUCUCUUUGACACUUUUAGAUUUCAGAACCAACCCUCCAGGUGUUUAUUUACAAGGAGUUUGACUUGCAGUUUUAUGAGUUCUGAGGCCAACAAGUUCUUCCCUUUCACCCACUUUAAGUUUAUUUUCUUUGAUGUGGAGAUAGAAAUUAAAGGAGACAGAAACAGUGGUGGGAUCAGUCCUCAGUUGCACUUCGUAUCUUUGGGCAAAGAGCUGUGUUGACUAGUCAUCAUGAUUGCUCUAGUGACUUAAUCCGCAGAGCAGUUUUUUUGGCUGCUGGUACUGGAGCGUGCACAAGAGACUGUCGUAUUUCUGCAGUCUUGCAUCAGAAGAAAUUCACGUCUCAUGCCUCUCAUGUAAAGCUUCUACCAAGCGGUAGACCACCGAGGGGAAAACUGAAAAAAAAAAGUUGAAUAAUGUUGCUAAUUACCACCACUUGUGCUCGUGUUUGGUCUAAUUUGGCUUUUGAUCUGUGAAGUUAGAGUUGUAUCCCUCAGACUGAUGCUUUAUUUGAAGGAAUGAUUACAACUUGGGUUUAAUUUUGUAGUUUUUAUCAUCAUUUUUUUUGAGAAAUAGUUAUAAUCUCAACAAGUUAGUUUGUAGGAUGUAGGUGAUGGGCAAAAUUGGACAGUUUAUUUUACAGGAUAGAGUUGAAUAGGCCCCUUAAUGACUCACGGCAGUCUGUCAGGGCCAAAAGAAGAGAAAGUAUGAUGUUAUUCUGCAAUAAAAGACUCAAUAGGGAGACAGCUGAAAGCAAUGGCUUCCCUCUAGCCUUGAUCACAAUAUUUUAGUGCCUCCAUCUAAUUAAAUAGAUACUUUUGUGUGCACCCAAACCCUGAAGCAAAAGCUUUAAAUUCAGGGAAAACCAAGUGUUCUUUGGAUCGUUCACUGCACACCAUACAACCAUUUUCCUCUGCUAUUACUCAGGGUGGGAUGCUCGAAUGCUGUAGAUGAUAUUGUUUUGUUGCUGUGUUUCCGCUUGAAAUCCGACUAAUUUAUUGCUUCAUCACCUUCUGAAAUAAACUGAAAAGACUGGACGUACAUUUGACUCUAUCAAGUUGCAGCUACAUAUUCAAAACCCCAAGCAGUCCAUGUGCUGCUGGGUUUGAUCCUUUACCCUGAAAUAUGGCUUUUUUAGUUGACUAAUCAGUUGUUAAUCAAUCAAUAAAUAAUGUAACAAUAGUUCACCAGAUAUAUAUAUAUAACAAUUAUAUGUCCUUACAUAACAUCAGAUUAUUACGGCUUGGAAAGUUGUUGUGCCUGUGGGUCAGAGUAUAAGUUGCAGUCUUUGGUAACUUCCUGAAGUGUCAGCAGGAUCAGUUUUUAGUAUUGGUUUUUACCCAGCUGUGAAGUGUGAAGAAAUGUGAAUAUUUAGCAAUAUCUGGCUGCCAGAUUUUAGAUCGACACACUACUCUCUUACUCCUUCCAUUGGUGGAGCUUCAAAAGCAACCUUGGCUUUCAAGGACAAGCAGCCGCAGUGAUGCAUGAUAAGUGUGAUCCUUUAUUUGUCAAAUUUUUACUGUCAAAUUCUACACACAACAACAACAAACACACUCUUUGCCUUCUUCCUACUGGUGUGCUUUGGACUGCCAGCAACUUAAUGCAGAAACACAUAAUAGUGGUUGCAAGUUUGUCUGCUCUGUGCUACUGUAGAACGAUGGCGGCGCAAGUUCGCAACCUCUAUUCAAGAGGACCUGAUCCAGAUAUAAAGUCUUAAAACAAAACAGUUGGGAUAGUUUUGCACAAAUUUAAAAACUAUUCAUGAGGGGGGACUUAAACUUAAAGCAUCAGUGGGCACGUACAUCAUUAAAAAGUUUCUGCGUUUAUGUUUGUGGAGUAAGGUUAUGGGACAGACUAGGUGUGGAGCUCAAGCAAUGUCCAAGCAUGACCCAGUUUAAAAAGCUGUACAAAAACAUGGUUCUCACCAGGUACAGGAUGGAAGAAGGGCUUUAACCAGCGGGUGUUUUCAUAAAUGAUUUAUGUACUUAUUUACUCUAUUUAUGUUCUAUUUUUUUUUUUUAAAUAAUGUUAAUAUGUUAGAGACUGACUGUUUACUGAGUAGCGGAGAAGGAGUAGGUUUAAAAAAACAAACAAAAUGCUUCAUCCUACCUCUUUUCAAACAUGUUAGGUUCACAUUAUUAUUAUUUUGUUUUUGCUUUGAUUAUUGUUAUUGUUAUUUUGAAUAUUCUCAUUGGUUUUGGUUUUCAGUUCAAUUUCUUCUGUUGCACACACAUGUUCGAAAAAAAAAGAAUAAAAUAAAAUAAAUAUUUUAGCCUGUUUUAAUACGAUUCACUGUAAAUUAUAACUUUGUCAUGAGCCCUUUAACAGAGAAGUUGAUGUGCCCAGUUUCAUGCCUGUUAAAGUUUUCUUUGAAAUUGUUGCUAAGCAAUCACAAACACUGAAAUUAUGCCCUACAGAAGAAAACUAACACCUGUGGAGUUCUCCUCCAAGCUUGCACAUGAGGGUUGAAUGUUUACAGAGUGCGAAGUGCUUAUUUUUCUGUGAGCUGCUCAUUUAAUAGCAGACUACAGGAGGGAUGGCACUGUAGCCGUUAAAGUUUAAUGUCCUCAUUUGGUCACAGUGGAUAGUUUAUCCAGCAGACUGUAGCUCUACCUCGCUCACCUUCUGUAGCUCAUUACUAGUAAAUCAACCUGUGGGCACCACAAGGGCUCCCCGUUGUAGAUUCAAGGCUGAUGUUGGUUGAUUGUGACCUUUAGCAGCUUCUGUAUUAAAGGCUUUUUUUUCCUAUAGAUUAAACUGGAGUAACUUGCCGUCAGAGCCGCUCUAAUGGAAAAGAGAAAGUAUGCAGGCAGAGUGGGAGGUGGAAACUGAAGUGGAUUAUACUCUGCAGCAUUACAAAAAAACAUUCAUUGUUCUCCCUGUUGUGUUUGUUGUCUGAGCAUCAUGACAAGCUGUAGCACACGGGGAAAGUUUUUCAGGUAAACAGGAUUUACUCAUGUUUCCAUCUUCACUGUAUCCUCAUCUCAAUACCUGUGAGGGAACACUGGAUACAGGAAAGUGAGCUUGAUUUACAUAUCUUUUUGCUGUUCUGAGUUUUUCUGGCAGAGUAAAAACAGCGGUAAACCCAUCAAGAGGUUCUCUGAGGACUUAGACGUGUUGCUUCUUGUGGAUGCUGUUUACCUUGCCAAACAACACCUAAGGCGCCAAGAUCUGCUGUUUAUCCCCCAGUGGGAGGUGUUGUGAUACAGUGAGGGUACAGUGCUGCGUAUCCACGGAGGGGAGGUGUGUGUUUAUGUUUGUGUACACGAGGAUGGGCUCUAUUCAUCCACUCUUUCUUACCAAUUCAGCAACUAUUUCCGUCUACUGUGUCUCUCUGUGACUAGCCGAUAAGGAGGCAGCAAUGGUGACAGUGUUUCCAGAAACUGCCAUUGUUUCCUGAGCCAGUGUUGAAGGGAGAUUAAAAAAUAAUAAGUGGAGGUGACAUUAUAAACGGCGGGAGGCGGUAAAAGAUUCACUCCAGUUUGUGGUUGGACUGGCCUGCCGCUCUGCAGGAACUGAUAAAAGUUAUGCCUCUGGCAAGCCUGGUCUCCAUUCAUGUAUUUAUGCUUAGUCUGCUCUUAAGGACAAGACAUGGAUAUUUUAAAAGAAAUAUGGACUCAUCGAAAUGUUUGCACUCAGGUGUAUGGUAUAUAUUUAUAGCAGUACCCCUUUAGUUAAUGUUUAUUUGUCAAGCUGUCCUGUUUUUUUCUCCCUCUACAGCACAUAAUGCAAUUUUUAAAACAAUCAUUAUUAUCCAAUCUCCAUUUUUCCUGGAACGGGCUCCAUUUCAAGCUAACAGUAACAUCAGAGUUAAUCAAAGCUAGCUGGCUAACAAAAGCUAAUGCUAGCACUUUCUAAAAAAUGAUGUUACUGCUGGAUGUUUUUACUAUUUCAGGAGGACUCUUCAAAAUUCCCCUAAACGUUUGUUUGUUUUAGAAGGCCAAAAGCUUGAACAUUGAAGUAGCCGUUCUUCACAGCAUAGGGCUUUAGUUUAUCAUAUGAGUUUAUAUGCCACGAGAUAUUGAGGCCUCGCAGAUGAAGGUUACUGACUUGUUGUAAUCAUCGGGUCUUUUUCGUCCUUAUGAAACCUGCUUCAUUUCGGUGAGUGUCCAUCUUCUUUUGUAGUUUGGCUAAAUAUCAAAAAUCUACCCGGAUACAGCAAUGCUACUUUAUGCUUACUUUAUUUGAUUGGCUUGCACGUGGCACGAAGCGUCUGAGCUCUCGGGGAACUCACUUGAUUCCUACCUGUUCCAUUGUAUAAAAAGGUGCAACUUGGGGGACGUCAUCGUGGUGAUUUAAAUGCGUGAGAAAUACAAUGUGUGGCGUGUGAAUGGGUGGGAAUGCGUAUGUCACACGCCCAAUGCGUGAGACUUGAGAGCCCUGACUUUCAUACCGACUUGAACUUCAAACCACAUAUAUUAGAUCUGAAGUUAAUCAAGAAUAAGUGAUUUUUGGGGCUGUUUUUGAGAUUUCCUUGCCAGCAGUCUUAAAUAUGCAGAUGGCUGUAUGAAUUAUGCAGUACAGAAAGACUUGGGCUAAAGAUAUUUCCAUAAAGAAUAAAUACAUAUAGCACAUGAGCUCCUAAUCUCUCGAACAUGUUCAGAGGCAGCAUGGCUCUUGUCUUGCGGUGUAAAUUAAGCCAAAGAAACUUUCCUUGGUCUAAUAGACUAACCCACAGCGCUGAUGCUAAUGCGGAGCUGAGAUAUCAUCCAGGCUAAGCUUGGAUAGAGUGGGUAAUUAGCGGAGAGUUGAUGUGUUCUUGUUAAUAGGUUUUUAGCAUCCUACAACUUUAGAUGUGGUGAGCUAAUGAAACGUUCUGGCUCGGCUUUGGAGGCUACGCUCGAUUAGAUAACUGCAGCGAGCUAGCUGGAUAUGUUACAGCAUUCGUAUUUCUGUUCAUAUUUCUUUUGCUGUUUUGUGUUAGGUAGGCUAGAAAUAAAUCACCAUUGAAACACACAGUUUUACUGUCAUUACGUGAAUCUUCUAGCAUAAAGCCAUUUUUGAGUCUUUCAGGAAUAUCAGGAACAUCAAAUUCAUAUUGACAGUACUUUUUGAAUAUUUUAAAACCAAAAAUAUUUAUUCUGUAGUUUUAUUCUUGCUGUGGUGGCAGUUUUUUUUUUUGUAGUUUCAAAGGUACAGAGGACCAGGGUUCAAGCUCCCAUCCCCGCAGAGCAAUGACAAAGGAUGAAAAUAGAAACACAGCCACAUUCAUCAUAACACUGAUUUAUUGAGGAAUAACCUCUGAGGUCAGCCAGUCAAUAACUCACUAUUCGAUACGGUCGUGUACUUUGUGGUGGCUGCAUUCAAUUUUUACCAACAAGAGAGAGGAGAUAAUAACAGAGAGGAAGGCUCAGGCCUGAAAGAUAUUUAUCUUUGGGAAGUGUUGCAGCUUUUUCACAGUUGUUGAGAGGGUUUUAUCACAGAAAUUCAAAUGGAAUUUGGGAUUAAAGAAUUAUGGGAAAAAAUAAGAGGUUUUUGUGCAUUGAUCUUUAAUUGCAAGAGCAAGGUUCAGCUCAAGUUGCACAGUUCAAAGCGUUGUAUACAAGUUCAUUUACUGAUCUCGUCUAAUUGCUUCCCCAGCCCUGCUUUUGCCGCACCAAACUGGCUCAUUUUCUGAACGCACACAAAGUCUGUGUUUUUCUCUGGAGUCAACAGAACUAAAUGUGCUGCUAAAUCUGUGGGACUUCAAAGCUGUUUUUCUCUGCUCUCUUGCCAGGGUCAUCACAGAUAGCCAACUCCUAUCUGCCUCCCCAGGCAAGACUUAGAGCUUUGACUGUUGGUUUGUGGUGAGAGUUCAAACUCGGCUUCAACAUUCAGUCGACCAGCAGCAGCAAAAGAGGCGAAAACUACACACACAUGAAAGCCGGGGCAGAGGGUAAAAUAUGAAAAAGAUAUAUAUUGGCAAAACUGCCCUCAAAACACAGAGAAAUGGUUGCAAACAUCAGAAAAGAAGGUAAGAUGAGUCAUUCUGGAGAGUGUUUUUAAACUUUUAACAUCAGCCUCAUAAUUACGAAAUCCAUUUCAUUCAUUUCGCUAAUGGAAAUGGAUUCUCUUUCGUAGGUCAUGACCAUUAAAAAGCCAUUAAAAAAUAUAAUGUGGCAUCUUUUCUCUCCCAUCAUUCAUCUCCACAUCUCUUGUCGCGUAGCAGCAGGUGACAUCUGCAUCAAAGCUAAAAAGAAAAAAAAGUCCUCCACUUAUUGAGGAAAAAAUAUGUUACCCAAAAAAUAAUCAAUGGCUGUGAGCUCAGAGUUAAUUAAACCGGCGUUACGCAGUGAUAAGAGCCCAGAGCCUCUUUUACAUGUUCUGACAAUAGCUCUCUGGCUCUCCGCCAUGUCAUUUUACAACCUUACUUGCAGCUGUUAGUCAGCGGAGAGGUUGUAAAGAUUUUGUUUUGUUGUGGUGUCAGGGCGAGCUGGGUGGGCUGAACCUGCCAGCCUCAGCAUAAAUGAUAUCAACCUCUUCAGCGGGCUCAUCUUUCUGUCCAGCAAACAUUUCAUGAGGAAUAAUUCAACAGUUCGGGACACACGUCUGCUUGCUUUUCUGCCAGAGUGGGAUUUAAAAGCUGAACAUUUUAGUUUUACUUUCAGAUUAUUACUCAGGGUUUCGGAUAUGGGUUGCAGGACUCGACAACUUAUAUUUAAUCUUUAAUUUGCUGUUGAUACUGACGCCUCACAGCAUGUUUUUUGUAUGUUCACAUGGCAUUUUCGGACAUAUCAUGAGAAAACUAAAUGUGAAAUUGCUUUUCUGAGUAUUUCUCCCUUUAAAUCGCUGUGAAUCUCUGGCAGACCCAAACGGCGGGUUUAGAAACAUUGAGGUUUCAUACGUAACCAAUCCAAGCUCCGCCCCUGGAGCCCCGCUAUGCAGGCCACAUUCUGAAUAUAGAAAAGAAAUACAGAGGACAAUCGCGGAACAAGCAUGCGCGUUAGCGUAUUGCAAUGCUCGUAAGAAAGCUAAUUAUGAUAUUAACUUUCAUCGUGUCCCUAAAGACAUUAGUGUCCAAGAGCUGAGUAGCUCCUAUGUUACCUGCUUCUUCUACCACACCAGUAAUGUUAGGCUGCAAGCUAACGUGAAGACGGGUGUGCAGAGCAGCGCUGUCUUCACCCAUGACUCAGAGGUGAAUUGCUAAUAAACUACUGGAGCUCUGCAGAAAAAAAACACAGGUGAUGCAAUUUUUGGUAAAAAAUAAAAAUAAAAAAAAAAUUCAUAAUCACAAUUUGAAGACCACUGAGAACACUUCAAGUAGUAAAAAAAAAAAAAUCUGAGUGGGACUUUAAGUCCAUACACAGACACCAUCUUCUCCUCCUUUCCUGCCAGCUUCCUCAUGGAGGCUCUGGGCCGAGGUGAACUUGGAGGUGCUCUCAGUGCGCCUGCUGGUUGGUGGCACUGAGCCAUCUCUGUGAACCUCUCUGUGAGCCAAAUAUCCAUCAGUCUGGCAAAAUGAAAAAUCCCCCAGAGCGCACACCAUCCCUGCUCCCAUCUCCAGCCUUUCAUUACUGCAUCCAUUCUCUCUCAGUCAUUUUGGUGUGUUUUCAUCCACCACACUUCGAACCCACAACCAAAAUAUUAUUCUCUGCCUGAUGUGUUGUUGAGAAGCUAAUUUCAGGGCCUCUCUCUCUCUCUCUCUAUCACACACACACGCACUCUGAUGCUUCUUCAUCACUCUUUCUGGCUCUUUCACCCCAUUUUCAAGCCUCUCCACACAUAAAGCCACGGUCCACUCUGAAUUUUCUCCUCCUCCAUCAUGAAUCAUGCGUGGUCUUUGUCUGGAGGCAAAAAUCCUUUCCUGUUCUUUAGAGCUUCGAUGAGGGGGUAGUGUAAUGGAAUUCAACAUUACACCAGUGGGAGCUCCUUCUCCUGGCUUUGCUCCCCAGAUGUGAACGGGAAAUGAUUAGUAUUCCUCCUUCAUCCAUCUCCUCUUCCCAUUCUGCCUGGACCUGUAUCCCUCCAAAUAAAUUACACUUCAACUACACUUCAUCCCUUCCUCUCCUACAAACACAGUUUAUUUUUCACAUCAUUACCUCCUCUAUCCCUCUCCUGCUCUGCCUCUCUCUCUCUCUCUUUGAAAAACUUUGACAGAGCAUCAGCAUUGUGACCGUUUCUUCUCUAAACUCUCCCCGCUGCAUGUUCAGCUCCUUCCAUGACCACAAGGACGAUCUCCGUAAGCGCCUCUCAUACACCACCCACAAACUAGAGAUGGUGGAGACGGAGUUUGAUUCCACCCGGCAGUACCUGGAGACCGAGCUGCGGCGGGCCCAGGAGGAGCUGGAGAAGUUUACAGAGAAACUUCGCAGGUACGUAUUUGCACAUGUGCGGCACUUUGAGGGCAUCUUACCUUUUUUGUAGUUGCAUGAAUCAUCAAAUUCCCUCAAGGAGGAUGCCCACCAGAGUUGUGCUGGGACACAAGGAAAAAGAGUGAUGUUCAGGCAUGAGGAACGAUCUAACAAGUUUACUAUCACAGUGGAUCUCAUGGGAAAGAAAACUUAGGGGGAAAAAUAACGUUUGAGUCUUUUAAUCAGUGUUUCUAGAUGUUCCCAGUGUCCAUGCUGGAGAAUAAAGAGACAAGACAAUGACUUAUUCUCCUUGUUUGUACUGUAAAAGCACAGGAUUUUGAGUUACACUCAGUAUAAAAUGAAUAUGUAUAAAAAUGGAUGUGCUGUGUAUAUCGGGUAAAUGAUCCUUUUUUGUAGGAUGGGAAAAUAUUCACUUUUUUAAGCAAACGCACUUCUCUUUUCUUCAACAGUCUAGUUUAAUCCAUGAUGCACCACACAGUUUCACACUCAUUACUCUUUUUGACGCCUUACACCUGACAUUGACCUGAUAUCAUGAAGCUGUCAUGUCAGGUCAUGGCAGAGUAUUCAAUCAGAUUUCAACAGUCUCUUUCUCAGUAUGGGAAGACAGAUUGACGGAGACAGGAAAAUAAUAAAUAAAGAAAUAACAAAAAUAGAUAAGAAGAACUCAGAUGGGGUCUGAAAGUCUUUACUUUUAGUCUUUAUUUUUAUACAUAUUUUAAAUAGAGCCAGAAAAACCUACUUUCUCCUUCAAAAGCAGCGUCUUUGUACCUGAUACAGGCAGAAAACCAUAGACAUAAUAUACGUAGACGCCUCAAAGCCUGGCGCUGCCUAUUGGAGCUCAUGUAUCAGUGCGGCCACCAUCUUGGAUGGGUCCCCCAUGUGCCUCCAGUGCAUUAAGGUAGGUAGGAAUGCCCAACCAUAUUAAUAACAACUCUAUGAAUCUCUGCCCAAUUUUCACAGUUUGGUUUGUUACAAUGGCAGGGAUGUAGCCAUAAUACAGGACAAUAUCACACAUUAAAAAUGAACCAAAUUAUUUUUCAAUCCUAUUUGGGAAAUGUAAUCCUACGUGAUCUGGUUUCAAUACUGCAACGGGUUUUUAACCAUAGAGUGCAAAAAUACGGGCAUAGUUGCUCGUUCUCCAUUGACCCGUUUGGCUUUUGAGCGAACCUGAAGUAGGAAGACCCAUCCAACAUGGCGGCGACACUGGAUUACGCUCCAGCACGUAACGAGGCAUCUACGUAUAUAGUGUCUAUGCAGAAAACAAUGACUUAUAGCCUCAACUGUGUGCCUUCUGAUAUUGAUGACCGUAAACUUACUGUACUCAAAACUAUUAUUGACUUCCUUUCAGACCUCUUUGGACUCAUUAACCUAAUUGGUUGUUUCUGUUUCCUUGCAGCACUAGAAGCACCAAACAAGCUCAUUUCUGUGGUCCUCUGAUUUUCUCAUUUGAAUUUCUUAUAUGUGCAUAUUUAUUUUUUACUUUUUCAACUUAUGACUCUUUCAAAAACUUGUUUCUGGCUCGAAAACUCGCUAAUUUGGAAAGCAGACAGCCCAGCCACCUGUCUGGUCCUUUUCGGAAAAGUACAAGUUCCAAUUUUUUCUUUAACUAUGAUUGGCAGGACCCAGUCCGUACUCACAGUUUUAGCUUUAACCAUCUGAAUGUUUGGCAAAGUUUGCUGAAGACAUAAAAAGCUGCCUUACACAUUAUUAAUAGGAGAUCUCCUUCUCCUCCGAGGCCUCUCUCUUUGUUUCUCAUAAAUCAGCGCACCUCUCUCUUCCAUGGUCGUCCUACCCUCUUCAAUCACAAUCGGGGUUUAUGAUUUGUUUUUUUGUUUCCUCUGCCGGCACCCUCCAUGUCUGCCUGCUUAAUGGAGCCAUAAAUGUUGGUUUAUCAACACAGUGUGAGGCCUGAGAGCUAAUGUGAGAGUGUGAUACUGAGCUGAGAGGUGGCAUGAUAAAACACUGGGGAACAAGUUAACAAACAGGGAGUCAGGGCCUUGUUCCAUUACGCUCGCUAAUGCACUGCAAGUCUACCAAAGAUCAAUAAAAAUGCGAGAAAUGAAAAGAGAGAGAGAAGAGGACAAGGUUAUAGAAAAAAAAAAAAAGCGCUUAAGAGAAAGAAACUUUAAAAGCUCCACAUGUUGGUGAGAUUAUGCAUGUUUACUGAUUUCUUACCAUCAAAUAUUAAAGGAUUUCACAGUAUCUCCUCCAGUGGUGGUAAACAUAUCAUAAACUCUGUUUUUCUGUGUUUUGGCCCAGCAGCUUUUGUCCUGAGUGAUCUUCAAAUAUGAGUCAGAACUUAAAAUAUCCUGCAAAUCCCCUCUGAGACUCUUCUGUCAGCGUCCUGAUCUCAUCAUUUAUUUAUUUCUCUGUCUAAAUUUAUGUGGCGAUUACUGUGGCUUGUUUAGCUGUGUGAAAAGUAAUAUAUUCUUCACUCAUCAUACGGUGUGAUUCGCCAUUUUUAACAGGCUGUGAUCCGUUUCCUGUUGUUUCAGGAUCCAGAGCAGCUAUGCGGCUCUUCAGAGGAUCAACCAGGAUUUGGAGGACAAGAUGCACAGGACGGUAAGAGAUGCCUGCCAAGGUUUUUGCAGCUUUAACCUGAAUAUCAUUGACAAAAGAGCUUAACAGGUCAUCUAAAACAAAAGCCUUGAUAUUACCAUGUUUGUUAGUUUGUUUGUUUUAAUUUUGCAGCCUUUCCCUGAAGUGAACUUUCUUAGCAACUCAUUUAAUGUCUUUCCAUGAUUAAAAAGCCCUUUUUAAGGGAUGUAAAAGUCACUUUUCAGGGUUUAAAGGUUUUAUUUGCUUUAUCUCGUAUAGCUAAUAACAUUUUGGCUCACUCAAGUUUAACUUUUCAGACAGAAAUACUUUACUACAAUCAGGGUUUUAGAUGCCAUUUAAGCUUGUCGUAUUUACAUGUAGAAGCCAACAACAUGCUGUUUUUUUGGACAUUGAUAAGAAAAAUAUGUUAAUAUCAUAUCCAGAAGGGGCCUUAUAUUCAUUUUAAAUUAUUUGCUUUACAUUUUAGUCCAUUGCAUAGUUUUCCCAAACGGUUUCAUUAUGUUAUCUCAAAAAAUAUCCACACCUUUGCAUUUGUCAUUUGAAGACAAACUUCAUCUUACUUAAAGAUGUUAACAAUUUUUUUUCACUAUUUAUAUAAUGAUGUUAACUCAACUUUGUAUAAUUAACAUUAUUAUUUGUGUAUGUUUGUGUUCUGUAUUUCUUUCCCCUUCAUUCUGGUUAUACUUUAGUUUGUACUGUCAUAUAGUCAAAACUAUGACGACUCUAAUUUUAUUAUUUUUAUACUUAUUGAUAUUGUUUUUAUCUUUUUCAGCAAUUCUGUUUAUGUAAAAACUGAGCAAAAAUGAUUUACCUGAUUAGCACUCUUUAAUGUAAAUAGAAAAUAUCUUAAUCUAAUAUCUCUAUCUAAGACGAUUACACACGAAACAAAUUUUAUAUCAUAAUUUUUAAUGCCUCAAACCUCUGUGAGGGCGUAGAUGUCAGCCCAGCAGCUUGAAAACAGACAUUUUUACAAUUCCUGCAUAAAAUAUUCAUUUAAAACUUUACAAUAGGCUGUCAAAAGUCAGCAGGAGGGGGUUUUGGGUCAGAGGUUGUAAAGACGUCUUUGUCCUCAGGGACCGCCAAACUGACGCAAACCCAAAGUUUCUUACAAGGGCCUCAAACAAAUCAUACUGAAAAAAAGAUGUCUGAUGGACUCGUUCGAGGAGGAAUAAUGACGUGCAUCCUUCUAGCUUCUCAAACUCGUGGGACUCAGACAGCUUGCACAACUUUCCACACUGUGCUACUACUUUUCCUGCCUAACUCUGUACACUCAUACAUUUCCUGACCCUUGUGGAUUGUUCAUCGUAUUAAGAUGACCUGCGAAACCAAAGUUUCUUCCAAGACUCAUAAAAGAUUUAAAAAGGUGAUAAGUGUUGGUAAACUUAGCUACUUGCAGACACACACGUUCACUCAGCUCAACAAUGUGUGACCUGAAGCUUGAACUUGAAUCAUUUAUUCGAAAAGACAAAGUCCUGAUGAGAUACCAGGCAAUAUUAACUGGCAAGUUUAUCUUCAAGCAAGUUGUGGAACAAGGACGGAUGAGAAAAGCGGAUUUCUUGGCAGCAAAAACGACCUCAUCUCUCUGCUUUACAAAGUGCACAAUUUAUGAUUUUUAAUCCAAGAGGAAAAAAAGACUUUUUAGUAUAAAAAGAGAUGACACAGAAGGUCAAAUUUAACAAGAAGCUUGUAAAAGCAAAUAUAAAGCCUGCAGUUAGAGUUGAAAAUCAUGGAGAAACUUUUUUAAACUUUUGAAAACCACUAAAAACAUUUGAUAUUUAUUUAUCAGUUGAAUUAUCUUAAACUUGUGUAUAAAAACUCAAAUUGCCUCAUGAGGGUGUCCAUAAAUACUUCACAACCAAUAAAUCUUUGCCAUUUUGUCAGGAGAUGAAGGCAGCUGUAGGUAAUCCAUUAUCAAUGUGGCCCAGUUUAUUUAUAAUUUUGUGCUUCUUGAGAGUCUGAAAGUUAUUUUUGAGCUUUCACCUUCAUAUUAAAAUUAGAGAAACAAACACUUUUCAUCCAGUGGGAACAUUGGGUGCACUCUAAAAAUUUAUAUGCCUUUCAUAAUGAUAAGCAAUUUUACUUUCACACCAAUAAAAAGACACUCCUCUCUUUUAAGUCUGUUAAACUGUAAGACAUGAUGUUUGUAGACUAAUGCAUCUGCUAAAUGUGUGUAAUGUAAUUUAAUGCAGUCUGCACCCACGCACUCAAACACAGAUCAAUGGCCGUAUUAAGUGUUUAAAACCACGCUGAGAGCCCUCGACCUCUUUUGAAAGGGAAAAUAUCUGGAGACGUGCCAGACUGAAGUUGAAAGCUGAGAGGCAGAAGAGAAAGAAAAUAAAGAUAACUACACAGGCUUCAGAUCCAUAAACACAGCAAUUAUGAUGAAUGAUGAAAUAUUAAACUUUAGUCUUAUAAAGAUUUGAUAUGGCACGCAUGAUGAUGACAUUUACUCCUCCUGCUCCCUCUCUCUUUUUCUCUCCCUCUCUCUUGUCUAAGAAAUGAGAAAUCUACCAUCAUCGAUUGGGGCGCACCUGUUUAGCAGCAGAAACGCUUUCAUCUCUCUCAAAGCAAUUACAUGAUCAAAGAAAGGGAGCACAAUCAAUGUCCAAAGUAAUUGCUCUUACCUGCUGAGCAACUCUGUUAGAAAACUAUUACUGUUAACUGCUGUUCUGGUCAAGUCAGCAGCAGCUGUCCAAUCAAAUCAGCUCAGGAGAAUUCAGCCGCAGCCUCUGCUUUUAGGGUCUAUCCACCAGAACCAGAGCAGAAGAUGAGCCCAGCUCUGUCUCUUAUGACUUACAGUGUCUUGAUUAAAGUGGAUCGUAAUCUCAUCAGAUGUCUGAACUAUGAGGCUUUUCUGUCCAGCGUACACACUAAUGGAAGAGGACUGAGAGGUUAUUGGUUAUUGAUUGAUAUCACACUUAUAAGUUAAGUAUGAACAUAGGACCAGGAGAAGACUGGGAUCAGGAGCACAGGCAUGGGAGAAACGUGGACAGCAGGAUAUCUUUUUCUGCUGGCAGGGUGGCUAAACUUUCAUUUUGUUUCAUUUCGUUAUUAUUUGUUCCGCUUAUGGCCAAUUUUAAGCAUUUCCAUUAAUACAAAAGGCAUUUAACAACUGUAGCACAGCACAUGAAGCAGGUAGAAGACAAGGUUUAUUUUACCCUGCCCCUCACUCAAAACAGAAAUGAGCAAUAAUGUAAGAUGGUCUGUCUACUUCAGGUUAUUUUCCUGUAACUUUACAAACAAUAUUACAACCACAUAAAAGGAAACGAACAAAAUCAAAGUCAGCAUCCCUGUCAGAACGUAUGCAUAUCACAUAACACUACUCGUCGGCUUCAUAUUUUGUUAUAAUACUUUCUUCAUACUUUGUUUUAAACUGAAAUAUAUUUGUGCAGCCCUUCAAAUUAUUCUGCAGGGGAUGCUACGAUUUAACCCCGACCAUGAAAUUACACAUCUGUCUUAAAGUUGUCCGAGCAAACUGGUGAUUAAAAUUAUAUCACUGUCUGUGCUCUUCAUCCUCUGAACUGAAAAUAAACAACUUUUGCAGGUUUUCUGGUAACAUUUUGUAUCUUGCUCUGAAUAUUAUUGUGAGUGUCUGUAAUUUAAUGAGAUUGUUAAAUUUAAUAGCCAUGAAACUGGAACAGGAUUGGCAUUAGAUCUGUAGAUUUAUACUAGUGUCUAUAUAAGAGAUUAUGUAGCGUUAGCUUGUAACCAAAGAAAUAACCAAGUUAGUACAAAAUUUAAUCAUUAGAUUUUGAUUUUAGUGAUUUAAAAAUGAUUUAUCAUUAUAGCGGUCUCCUUCAUUUCUGUUUUGAUGACAGUCCCACAGCAGCAGUAUUUUCUAAUUAGCUCACAGGUUAAGUUAACAUUAACUUUUGUUACUGUAUUUUAAACAUAACACCUGAUUUAACCUUCCUCCUGUGUUAGCAUUUUCUACGCACCAAAUAUGUUCACAGGUCGGUUACAACCAGCGUCUUAAAUCAGCUGUAAAUUACACUAAAAACAAUUCUCUAUCAUCGAGUUUGGUUCUCAUCUCUAGGUUACCUUGUUAGGCCUCAUUAUAUUGCUCAUAAUAGUUUUGUAGUAGACCUCUUGGCCUUUCUUUGUCAGUAUACCCCUCACACAGACAUCUAUACUGAAUUGAUCUCACAUGUCUGGACAUGCCUGACAUUGUUUUUUUGUGCAGGGAAAAACAGGCAAAAUGAGAAUUUCCUAAAUCUCACAUCAUUUGAAGAGAAUCUGACUGUCAGUGUGGUGCCUGAAAGUGCACCUAUGAUUUUAGUUUUUGCUCUAAUUAUUGAUUUUCAAUCAAACUCUGUCAACAGCGACCCUAACACAAUAAGUGCCAUAGUUUUAAUAAGAGCAUUUUAUAAUUUAGUCAAUUUAAUUUUUUUAUAUAGAAGUUAAAAUAGAGGUUCCUGACAAAGUCAAAAAGUCUUGAUGUGAAAAAGCUAUUUUAUGUGUUUUUUUUUUUUUAAAGCAUUUAAAAACAAAAACGUGUCGAUGCAGACCCUAACACAGGAGAAGGGUAACGUUGUAAUGUCCUUAAACUCUCUUGACCUUUCUUUCUUACACAGCCAGUCCUUUAACUCUGCCAAGGUCACUACCACUAAAGUUAUGUGCCCUCCAAAUGUAUUAAAAGUAGCAUAAAACAUAUUCUUCCAAUUGUGUCAGCAGGCAGAGGUAACGUAUGUGGGGCUCCUCUCCAGGCUGAGGGAUUUGACUUGGGUUGAGGUUGUUCCUAGGAUCGCUUCUGCUGCUGACCAUUUAUCACAACUUUGAUGGUUUUGACCAAUCAGAGUCAAGUGCUUAAGUUUAUAAACAGGCAUAACUUAUCAUGUCCAUCUCCACGAUGAAUCUCUACGUCAAGGUAACACAACUGUAAAAUUAAAAAAACGGACAAAACACAGCUGUUGCAGGACUCGAUGGAAGACGUAGAGAUUAGUUUUUGAGUUGUUAUUAAUUAUUUAUAACACGGCACAGUAAUAACUUGUGUGAAGUGACCCUUUAAAGGAGCCUUAUGUUACUGUGAAUAGACAUAAAUCUUGAUGUGCAGCAGAUAAUGGAGAUUUGCUGGAUGAAUCCUCAGUGAAGUUAUUUGAGAUGGUGAACCAGUGUGGCGUGAAAAUUGAAAUAAAUCACCGCGGACAUGACAUGGAGUACUGUAUACUCAGAAGACGGCCAUUUACAACAGCAUCUGUCCUGCAGAAUUUGCUGCUUGUUAUAGGCGAAGGGUCAGUGUAAUCCUUCUCGCUUUGUUGUAUUGUGAAAAGACAGAGAGCCUUAAAAUGUCUCCCCAUCAUGGAUCAUCCUUCUAUUACAGCGCUCACUGCAUCAACGCAUUCUCAUCAUGUGAAAGUGAUUUUAAAAACUGUUGGCUUUUCAAAGGGAUCGUCUGUCUCGCAGAGAGCCCUGGUGUAUCAAAUCGGUCUUCAUGGCAGGAGACAGUAUGGGAAUUUUUUUUUUUUCGCGGCAGGCCUCAUCGGGAUUGCCAUUUCUUUUGAUGUCUUGUCAUGCAAUGGCAUUUCAAGGAGGGGGGAGGGAUAUGUUCCUUUGUAGAAGACAGUCCAGACAGGCAGGCAGCGAUAAAGGCAGCGCCAAUCAAAUGAGACACAUAAUUAAAAGUACUGAAAGACCUGAACGGGCAAGGUCAAAAAGGAACUGUGACGAACAAAACCAUUUCAAAAAGAGCAAAUCGAGAGCCUAACACCCAGGAAUGACUGUCGGACUCACUUUGUGAUGACAUUGAUGAAAAAGUACUCAAGGUGCAUCAAAAGGGAAACUGUCAAUUUUGUCGAUAAACGGCGCGGCAGAUAAAACUGUUUGUAUGAAUAAAAUAACACAUCAUUUGUCCUUACUUAAUAAAAAUAAUCACAUUGCUCCAGUUUGACUUUGCUACAGUCAGCAGUGAACCAGUUAUAGCCCAGCGCCUGUGAGACUGUUUAGUAAGAGUUCAAAUUAAAUUUCCCAGCCUCCUAUGAGACAGCACUGGGGCAAGCAGAUAAUUCAGAUUCACAGACAGUUUGUUAGUCAGCUUAUUUUAUUUCUGUUUGAGAAAACUCUAAAUAUACCAUGGAGAUCUGAGCAGAUAAAUUCUAAGAUAGUUUCCAUGUUACCAGCUGUGGUUGAAUUGUAGUCCCUCAGUCGUAACGGAGCUGUCCAUGGUGCUGAAAUUCAUUGUUUCUCUCAAUCCUUCAAGGAUGCUUAAUGCAUUUCCAAUAAUCUGUGCCGAAAAAGGGGCUUCAGUUAUUUAUAAGUGCUUAUAUCCGUUUACCAUAUCAGUGCAAUUUCAUAAAUGUGACAAGUGAUUGAUAGAGGAGCUGAACGUUGAGUUGUUGACAUGAAGGAGUUAUCUAGAAUAUUGUGAGAUGUGAUUUGAGUUAGCUUUUGAUAAUAUAAUUAACAAGUAGAUUUAGCGAAUAAUAAGGAAAUAAACUCAAGUGAGCACAGUUUGAGGAAUCUUUUUGCCAUAUCUGUUUACGCUCUUCUUCAGUUAGGUUCUGCUAUAUUUCAGGGGCAAAUAAUCACACAUUUAACUCAAUUGUAUUUGUUUUAAAUUCAGAGGUUUUAGAUUAAAUAAUGAAAUCCUUGAUGCACUAUUUACAGACCACUCUGCUCAGCUUCACUUCUUUUACAUCAUUACUGCAGGCUGGUUCACUGUCAAUGCAAACCUGUAGUUUUUCACCAUCUGACCAGCUCCUCACCCUUUGGUCUGGCAAAUCACAGCUCCUAUUGCAGCACUUUAAUUUGAAUUAAGUUGAUUUUAGUCCCUUUUUUGUGCAUGUUUUCAAAUGUAGAUACAGUAAAUGGCUUUAGAAAUGAUCUGUAACCAAUAGUGAUAAAGCGUUAUACAGUUUUUAAGGACAUUUGAGGUAUAAGGGCGCAGGGUCUCUCACUGACUUCAUUAGUUUUACAAUUUCAGCUGUGUUUUUCCCUAAUAUGUUAAUGCAUUUCCAAUAAUCUGUGCCGAAAAGGGGCUUCAGUUAUUUAUAAGUGCUUAUAUCCGUUUACCAUAUCAGUGCAAUUUCAUAAAUGUGACAAGUGAUUGAUAGAGGAGCUGAACGUUGAGUUGUUGACAUGAAGGAGUUAUCUAGAAUAUUGUGAGAUGUGAUUUGAGUUAGCUUUUGAUAAUAUAAUUAUAAAUUGAUUCUAAAAAUCCCUUUGUGAAAUAAAAAAGCAGUUACAAUAUUCGUCAAAUGUCCUGUGUCGCCAUGACAAUGUAAAGUGUUCAUGAAGAUAAAAACAGUCUUUAAUGGGCGUUUGUCAGCGUUUUGUCAUUUUCUCUAGACUAAAUAAAUCAUCUCUCAUCUGAAGGUUUGAUCAAUUGAAUGAUCAAUAAUGAAGAAUGAAUUAGUUUGAACUCCACACAAAGUCCCCCAUCAGAAUCCAUCAGAAUUAUUUAUGUGUUUGUUCAUGAAACACAGAGGCUCAGUCUAAUCUCUGGGGUCUUUGAUCUUUUCUCACUUGGCCAAGCGUCUGUACAAAAGACAUUAAGAUGAUCAAUAAUAUCUGAUUCGCGAUCAAUGCUUUUAAGUUGUUCAGUUUGUCAUGCAUGGCAACGAUUGGCCAGUAAUUAAUUGUGGCGUUCUCAUCUAAAUCUAAAACAAAGGGCGCAUGAAAUAGAUGUUUGUGCACUUUAUUGAAAAAGAGAAGAAUAAUGAAAACAUCAAACAAAUAUGAAUAGAGUCCUGCAGGAAUAAAAACAAUGGCUCCUUGUUUUCGUAUCAGUGUUGUCAAUGAUGUCAUCGUCUGUUGAGCCUUCAUCUGCAUUUCUGCCGGGGGUAGCACUCAUUUUGUGUUGCUGUCUACCUCAGUGCUGUUGGCUUCACGUGUUAAAGUGCUAUGGUUGCGUGUAGCUGCAGCCUGCUACUACGCAGUUGUUUGCUACUUAGUGCUAUUAACACGACUGUCACUCUCCUAUCAAAAUUACACUUCGGCAAGUACCAAAACAUGGCAGAAUGCCGGCUAUUGAAAAGCACAUUGACCAUGUUUUAUAUUGAUAUUGAGGGAAAUUAAUCUUUGAUAUAUAUACCGUUAUUAUUCUAUCACGCAGCCCUAUCUAUUAGCUUAUUGUUAUUUUUCAUUCUUUUUUUCCCAUUCAGUUGUAAUAUUUGCACACAACUUUUCCAGAAAUUCUUAAAUUUGGAGAAAUUAAUGUGAGUUUAGCUUUGUUUCCUUUUUUAUUUUCCUUUGUUGUGUAAUGACAGCUUUGCCUAACAUGGGGUGAUGGAUUUCUAAAACCACACAACAGACACAUUGGGUACACUCUUGGCUGGAGGAGCUGAGGCUCAGUGGUUGGAGUUGACUGUCUCCCAUCCAUGUAGUAAGAUGGCAGGUUCAUCCCGGCUCCUGCUGUCUACAUGUACACGUGUCCAAAGGCGAGACACUGAAAUUCUCCUAUUUGCACAGCCAGAGUAUUACCUCAUCCCAUUAGAAUGGGAUGAGGUAAUAUUAUGAGCACUAAAUGUAGCCGACUCAGCCAUCUGUGCAUAAAUGGGUGAUUGUGGCAUGUACUGUGACUAGAAGAGCAGCUCAUCUACCAUUGGAAUAACCCCACUAUUCCCCUAUAUUUAGAUUGAGUUAGGUUAUUGGGUCUGUCGUCCAUUGGUAGAUUUGUUUUAAAGUCAUGUAAGCUUCUUUUUACACACAUAAUCAACAACAUAUGCCUGACAAAAAGAUGGCAAUACACUACACUAAUCCAUAAAUACUCAACAAAUAAGACACAAAAACCCACAGUAACUAGAUUUGAACAUUUCUAUCUUUGCAGGAACCAAAGGUCUCAGACUCAAGGAUAGACUGGGACAGAAAUUUGUGUUGCAGCAGACUAGAACAUUAUUAGGUGUUUUUUUUUUCUUAAAGGACUUCUUUAGAGGGAUAACAGCCUCAUCUUUUAACAGUUGGCAGCAAACAAGAACAGCGUUUGCUUAUUUUUUUGUCCACUGGGUUUGAUUUCCCGACAGUGUAGCUUGUACACUUCAUGAGAGUAAAAGACAAAACAAAAUUGAACUGAAAUAAAAAGAGCAAAACAAAAAUGUCUUACAUUCUUGGGGAAAGAAAAUCCUUGUGUUACGUGAGCAGUAUCUGUAAAACCACCUGAAUGGAUUUGGCUGAGGUCUGACAUUAUCUUCUACCUCCAUCAGACACAAACUGAGCUGUAUUUGCAGAUUUCCACCCAUCUGUGCGUGUCCUUUAAGGUGAUUGGGGUCGGUUACCUUCGUUGUCUGCAUUAAAAAAAAAAAAAACUUCGUUAAUGAGGCUGAAAAAAUCUCAUUUGUUUCUUGUCUCUUUUCCUUCUAUGUAAAAUAAGACUGCAUCUUAGUUGAAGUGGAGUUUUCUGCUCUUCUCUGUGAACUGCAGACUUCUGUAAUUGCAUCUCAUGGGAUUCCUGCUUCAUUUGUUGUCCAGCAGAGAUGCACAAUCUCCAGAAGAAUACGUUAAAACAAAUUGGGGGCAGUCUUAAAAAAAAAAAAAACACUGACUUUUUUUAACACUCUGCCCUCAAUUCAACAAAUCCUUCUGAUCAAUAAUUGAAACAAGCUCCAAAGGUUUCGUUCUGGUGUUGUCAUCGUUUUAUUUUAUUGAAUAGCUUCAACAUAGAGAGAAGAACUGACCUUUUUGGGCUGAGUCAGGUUUUAAACACAUGUCCAAACAUCUUGGUCAUUUAUCUGCUGAUUGACGGUCGAAAGUUGCAUCAUAAGGGUCAAAACACAAGAGAAGAAAGGCAGUGAGUCUCUAAACUACUCUGUGGUGAGAAACGAUAUUCUCCUUUUCUGGGUCAAUCUCCUUGAGAUGCGAUAGUCUAAAUUUGCAUAUUAAUUUUCCUUGAUGCUGUUCUAUGUGUGGCACAAACUGAUAAGAGCUUCUUGGUGACAGAGGAAAAAAAAAAAAGCGAAAGCUGCUGAGAUUCUUCCUCUGGCCAUGAUAGUGUAGUGUGAAGUCUCUACGACGUUGUGUUCAAAAGUUUUUAGGAUCAGGGUUAGGGGUUAGGAUUAAAAUCACUGUCCAGGACCUACUUAGGAGUACAUUUCAGACCAUUUGGAGUUUCUUUCAAAGUGUAAGGGUUAACAAUAAUAAUAAUAAUAAUAAUAAUAAUCACCAUCAACAUUAUAAUAAUCAUAAUAAUAAUAUCAAUUAUUAUUAUUAUUAUUAUUAUUAUUAUUAUUAUUAUUAUUAUUGUUGUUGUUAGUAGUAGUAGUAUGUAGUAGUAGUAGCCCAUUAAGAUCAUUAUUAUCUGUACAUAGUCUCUGUUUCCAAAUGUAUGCCUAAUCAUGAGCAUGUGGAGCACCUGUGUGCAGGAAGAUACAAGAAAUUAGUGUAGUUAUGAAAGUAACCAGGAGCAGCUUCAGUGAAAGGGAAAUUGACAGUUAUACAGCUGAGGCACAAAAAGCAGUAUAGUACAUAGCAUAACAUUCAGUCAUUGAAUAACUUUGCCUACUUCUGAGCUUCUGGACAAUCACUGUGUCCCUCCAUCAUUGAUCCCCUCGGCUCUUAGUAGUGGUAGUGAGUGACAUUAAAUAGCAUUAAUACUCAAAACCCUGAAAGUUCAGGAUUUUAAUGUCUCUUAGCUCAUUGCUUUGGUUUUCUAGCUAACAUGUAGGGCCAUUUUGAUUUACUCUCACCUCUCUUAUCAGUGUAGCAGGCUUUCUUUUUUCAUUAAAAGAUAAAAACGAAACAAAAAACUUUUAGAUAUACACCACCAUCUACCUGCUUAGCACCAAAGUUACACAAACACAUUUAUUGAUUAGUUGGUGGACAUAGUGGAACGUUGAUCAGCCAACCAGCUAGAUAUUUCACCUCAGGAAUCGACAGGGAUAAACUUUUAUUCUGCUGCUUAACUAAAGACAUGCAGUGUACGUCUUUUAAUAUCUACCUAAAACUGACCCACUUCUCUUUGGAGUGUACAAGUAUGAUAAAAAAAAAUAUUGAUGGUUAGAUUUUCUGUUAAAUAUUAGAACUUUUAAAUAGAUUUUUGGUUUCCUUUUUAUCCAAAUGAACCGAGGAAUAUUAGUUUUUUUUCAAUAAUUACAUCACUUGUAAUGAGGAUAAUGAGACCAAAAUUGUCUUUGGUACAAUAAAACAUGAUUAUAACAAAAAGCCAUCACAUAUCAAAAUGCCCUAAUGCUAUUACCCUUACGACCAACAUCACUAAAUAUGAAUUAAUGAGCAGGAGAAAUAGUGCCAGGGAGCUGCAAGUCUUGGCAGGAGAUUAAUGAGACCUUAACAGUAUUGGAUUUAAAUAUCAAUGCCGGCCUGUUGCUUAAACUGGCAUUAAUUGCUACCUAUUUGAUUGGUUCUGCAACCCCUUAUUUCAAAACAAUCACCGUCAUUGAGAGAUUAGAAGAAGGAGGGUUGGGAGGCCAAUUGAGUGCUCAAAGCUGUGUCAUUUAUCAGCUGGCGCUGUGUGGCGGCUCUUUUGAUCACGUGGGCGUGUUUGGCGGAAAAAAAAAAAGAUCUCAGCCUACAGACUUGACUGACGGCCUCUAGAGGCUGCAAUGUCAACUAAAGCUCACAUCAUUUAGAUAUUUAAAUGGUUUAGAAUAUAAUAAUCGUAUAACACAGUCUAAUAACAACCUUUUUAUGCACAUAUAUUUGUGCGAAAGUUUCCCUUUUCAAGCUGAGAGUGUUGGUAGAUUUGUAGGAAUUCAAGUGGUUCAUCUUCAGGGGAACGAGACUAAAUAAAGAAGUUUUCAUUUCAUCAUUCAAUCUCAUUGUUUUAGUGUACAAUUAUGCGUUUUAGCUUAAUAAUGCAAGAUGAGAGAUCUGGGCCACCCAAACCAUCUGGUGUAAUCUUCUGGGAACCAUGAAUAAUGAAGCCGUUAGAUAAGAGUGAGCAGACACACCAUCCUGGAACAGACACAAGCAUCAUUAGUCUGUGCUGUUCGAGGGUCGAACAGUCAAUCCAGCAUGGUGGUUUUGUAUUUCUUUGACAGUAAUCACUGAAAAUAGAACGGGUGUUUCUUUUGUCUGUCUCUCACUCUCACUUGCUUUAUUUUUCUUUCUCUCUUUCUCUCAGAGUAAUUGAUAUGAUAUGAGCGCUGGCAAGUGUAAUCUUCUUUUAAUUAAGACCUGCUGCUGGCUUCAGCUUCACACUGAUACUGACUUACAGCUCGCUUCCUCUCGUUUUUCUUCCACCUCUUCUAUCCUCCUGUUUUUCCUCUUCCUCUGCCCCUCCAACUUCGACUUACUCAUAUUUCUCUUGUUAUCUCAACACUCAACCCUUUCCUCUCAACCUUUGCUUCCUGGCCUUCUUAUCCUCUGCUCUGUCUGCGUUUAUUACCCCUUUCUUUUCUCCUUUGUCAACUCUUCCUCACUUUCACUGCAGACCCACCACCACGAAGAGGAAAAGAGAGCCCUCAGCCGAGAAAUCAUCGUCCUCAACAACCACCUCAUGGAGGCAAAGAUCACUAUCAAUAAACUCAGAGAGGACAACGUGAGUAGACUGGGAUGAAUACUGUAAUUUCAGUGAGUAGACACCCCAGGCAGCUUUGUGCGCAAAUGCUUUUGCUUCCUGAAGCUCCUGCUGGGGGGUUUUAAAGUUGCCUGCAGACCCACGAAUUAAGCAGUAGCCUGGGGGCAUUCAGGACCAAAGAGAUCAGAGACCCUGGGGCAUUUGCUUUCCUUGUCUGGUCAGAAAUCCAGACUUGUUAGCAGCAUCACAUCGGUUGCUAGGGAGACAAAAAUGGCAACAAGGAAAAAAGCUGUAUUUUGUUCUAGUGGAGGCUUGAAAAAAAACUAUAGGUUAAGCAUCAUGUUGCAUACAUUUCUGAGACAUGGUGGGUACCUGUGCUCCAAGGAGACACAGCAGAGAAGAGGAAUUGACUCUAAGCCACAGAGUGUGUCAUUGUGGUUAUAGUGGAAACAGCGGGCACUCUCAUGGCUUCUCUAAACUCAGGGUAUGCAGGGUAUGUGGCAGUCUGCUGCCUCGUUUUCUAUGAAGUGAUUCAACUUGUAUUUCAACUGGAGGGGGAGGCGAGGUUAGUGAGAUCUUCUCUCAAGGGUCAAUGGUGGUUUUCACCACUUCUGAGCCUCAGAGUAUUUUGAGAAUCCCCCCAGAUCUGGCCAGGCUGAUUGGAGUCAAGGUUCAUUUUGAGUGGGAAGAGUAUUUGUCACAUUGGAGCCGGCAGCAGUGUAGGCAUUUCCUCCGGGGAGCAGGCUCUGAAUUUACUGCUUACUCUAAAACAGUGAAACAAGUCAAUACCAUGAUAUGUACAACGAUGCAUUUGUGUUGAAUAAAAGGUAUUUUAUUUGCUUACUAAGAAGUGAUAAAACUAUAUAAAAUACAUAUUACCCCUUUAAUGCCUUUUGUCUCAUACUUGAUACAUACUUUUAUAUACUUUUAUCAAAUCAAUAUGAUCAACAAAUUACUAAAAAAAACACCUGAAUACAGUCCGAUAAUUGAUAAAAAUGUCCUCUUGAAGUUCAUCAGUUUCCAAAAACAUCUAAUGUGUCAAAAGAGAUAAAUAAAUAUAUAUGUUAAAUUUUAAGGACAUUCUGAUUUUUUUGGCUUUCAGUAGUAAGUGAAAUAAACAUUUUAGCUCCAAAAAAAAUAAAAUAAAAGAAUUUUCUGGCCAUAAUUUGUGAUGUCAGACAUUAAAGAGUUAUGAGGACAGAUUUAGGAAAGGGUGUAAUGGACACAGAGCUUUCCUAAAAGAUACUGACUUGCCACUGAGGCAGCAGGCCAACAUUCCCAGGAGAAACACAGCACACAGCUGAUGUUAACUAAGACAUCACCAAGGGUCUCAAAGGUCCAUUUAAAAUGUCCAGGAAACUACAGGAAGCCUAAAUGUCCCCCGGCGACAAAAUGACAAGUAGACAGAGUGAUUCAGAAAGCAGUCAGUGUUAAAUAUAAAGUGUCAAAAUGAGGGCUCUGAUGUAAGGGGUUGGGGAGGGGUGUUGUCAGAGCUGCGGUGUGACAGAGGCACAGGGAGGCUGCUACAAUGCAGUAAGAGCUGACCUUUAUAAGUGGAUGGAUUUCACAGAGGAGAGAGAGGAAUUGAAAGCCGGCUAAACCAGCUUACCACCCACCCACACACACACACACACACACACACACACACACACACACACACACACACACACACACACACACACACACACACAUGCAUUCAGAAAACACAAAAAACAAUUAAAAUGUCCAUCUGCUGUGGCAUUGGGCCACCCGUAUUCUGCUCUGGAAUUUAAGUGAAAAUUAAAAAACAUCUAUUAUAGAGAGAAAACACACAGAAGGGUAUAAAUAAGGCUGCACCGGCCUUCCUGUGCUGGAAGGUGUAGAUAAGUGGAAGCACUAUGUCAGAAACCCCAAGUGAAAUUUGCAUAUUAGACUUUACUGGACAGACACAAGUUAUAUUACACAUGAAAAAGCUGAUAUCCACCUAAUGGAAUAAUACUGCCAAGGUGAGGACUAUUCGUGAAGUUAUCAAGCUCUACCAGCCAUAUUGAUGAACUUACUUCUAGGAUUUGAUGGGUCACUAAAUCAGUAAAUGACCCUUUUUUUUUAACACAAUUUUCCCAUAGAGUAAUCUAUUGCAUAUUAAAAUCUAUGGAAUAUCCUUUGCUGUACUAAAAAAUUCUAAUAUAAGUUAAAAAAAAAUCUUUCAAAGCAGCUAAUGAAGUUAUAAAUGCCUCAUAAUGAUGUAUGGAUACAAUUUAGAUGUGUUGUUGCUGUACUACCACGCCAACAUUGCAUGUAUAAUGCAUAACUGUGUAAUUAUUUCCCCCAGUAGUCCCCAUAAUUAAAAAAUAAUUACACCACAAUUAGAGAGCUGACAUGGAAAAUGUGACAGGUUUCUCCCAGGGGUGCUGGAACAUAAUCCCCAUCGGUCAGAAGCUUACUGGAACCAUCAGGCUGCAAGAUUAUGAAGCAUGAAUUCAGGGAUUGAGGUUAUUCUUUCUGCCUUUUUCAGGACCUAUACAGGAAAGACUGCAACCUGGCAGCCCAGCUGCUGCAGUGCUCCAAGUCUCACUACAGAGCACACAAGAUGUCCGAGGUGAGCCCCCCUACACCACAUCUGUGUCUCAAUUUAUAAUAUAUCUGCCGCAAAAAGGUAUUAAGACUAGAUCUGCUUACCAUGCAAUUUAAAUCACAAUUUGAAUCAAAGGCUCAGGAUUUCUCCAGCAAGAGUUGCAAGAAAAUUAUAAAAACAAGCAUCAGGACUCUCAUGUUUGGGAACAACAACCAUGAGAUAAAUAAUUAAAACUUCUGAUUAAGAUUAAGGCUGCAUGAUCACCGUUCAACAUCGUCUUUCUGUGUUGCAUUAUUCCUAUAACAAAAAGAGGUUUCCUGUGUCAUGUCAGUGUAACACUGAAGCCUUGGUGAGCGGUCUUCACAAUACGACAGAGUCACAGUGCUCAUGGCCUUUUCAGUCAGACUGAUGAAGGUCUGCUGUCUGAAGUGCCAUCUGUCUGCACCCUGGCUAUGCAUAAUGCAUGAAUGAAUGAAUGAAGCCUGGCCUGAGACGACACCUGAUGCACACCUGAUGAAAAGUCUCCCAACAGAACGAGUUAGUGACUGAGUGAAGCAACAUAUAAGGACAACAAAGAAGGCUGAGGACAUAUAAAAUGAUAAAAAUGCACCGUACCUUUCAAAUUAGCAAAAACAGAUUUUUGCUUAUGCAUAUUGCUUAUGUCAACAACUUCAUGUGCUCUAAACCAGUAGCUAAUUUCUUUCUCCUCAUUCACUUCCUUUUAAAGAUCUUUUACUGAUUACCAGUAUACUGUAUAGCUACCAUUAUAUUCCAUCACUAUUUUGUGUCUUUUAAGACCUGAUUAUAAGCUGUUGCUGAAAAAUGUAACAAAAUAAAACUUAAAAAACAAAAAUUUGAAAACUGUUUUGAGACAUAACUGUAAAUUCUUUUUCAUUAGUGUUAUAUUUUCAGGAAAAAGCUUGGUAACACUAUAUUUGAUGCCUAUCUCUGUAACAUAUUAUAAAUAUAUGCAUAAUACAUUAUUAUUACAUUAUAGCACUGUAUAACUAUAGUCAUAAACACUCAUAAAUGAUCAUAAUGCUUUAUAGCAAUAAUCAUAACACAUUAUAAACCAUUUUAUCAUGACUUACAAGGUCAGAGUUGUACUGCAUUAUCUAUGUGGGCUUUGUCAGUGAGUCUAACUAUCGUUAUACAGUGCUGUAACAUGAUUAUAAUGCAUUAUACAUAUAUUCAUAGUGCGUUAUAGAGCUAGGCGUCAAAUAAAGUGUUAUCAAAAGGUUUUAAAGAGGUGUAGAAAAUUGCUGUAACGGCUAAAUAAUAAUAGCCAGUUCAAUUAUACCCCAUUAGACGUCUUCCUUAUAAGCGGAGCAGGACCUGAAGACAUGCGUGCCGUCACGUGGACUCAAACUGUUAAACUGUGUGGCUUUUAAUUAAGAUCUGCCUGAGAUAGCAGCUACUGCUGAGCUAGCCUACUUGGAGCACACACUGUAUAUUAUCCCUUCUCUUACAGCCUCACCUACUUCCCAUCUCUAUUCCCUCUGGGAGAGGCAGCUGCUGCUAAAAAUAGCCCUGUCUUAAAAGAUGCAGGUUAUUUUAUGCCAAAGCGAGCUUCUAUUUUUUAACAAAGCCAAGUCAGUAUUUUAUCUUUUUUUUCUAUUCCCAGCUGGAGACCUGGAGCACUAGUUUAAUUUGAAUCUAAGCCGUUCCCUGUGGAGCUGAUAUGUGUUUGAUGGUAGACAGAAUAAAGAGACAGGGAAAAAAAGAGACUGAGAGAGAGGGAAUGAAAACUCUUUGGUUGAGAAGGCAGUGGAGCAGGAGGAGGGAGAUGAAAGGAUUAAGAAAGGGAGAAGAAAAGAGAGAAAUCAGUGUGGCAGGAACAGUUCCUUCUGACCCUGACCAGCUUUAAUUGGCACAAAGAACCCGUCUGUAAUUGACAGGAACAGAUUUCCUUAAACAUGAGCCAAUCAAACAGAUUAGAAGUCUGUCUGCAUGUGUAUACGAGGAAAAGAAGCCGAGGAGGCUGUAGAGGACAAGAAGACAGAAAUAUUCUUCUAUGUUGAACAUUUUUUAAACAAUUUCAUCAUUUUUGAUUUUUAUUGAUGACAUGAGUUAAAUUUAAGAGAACAAUACAUGGUAAAGCUAUGAAUGGAGUUGCGUUAGGAGGAAAAGGAAUUAAUAGAGGAUGAUAAAUAGAUAAAGGCGUGUGCUUAGCAGUCCUCUGAUGGGUUUAUUAGGAAGGCCAAGCAGUGCAGUUACCUUGAGAUCCACCAGUUGGUCUUGACUGUGUGAACUUUGCAAGAAUGAAUACUUUCUAAACUACAGCAACAGAAUUAAGUCCUGCAGGAACGGCUCUAAAAAUACCCUCAGUGCAGAUACAGAAAAACUCAAAUACGCUUCAAGUGUUCCUUCAAGAUUUUUGUACAGAAAAGUCGAGGAUUUUAAGGAAUACUUGAUUUUUCAAACUCUUGAUGGUCUCAUAGAGAAAAAGCCAUAGUUGCACGAAAACACAAAAGUGUGUGUUGGUCUUUAUUUCCCAGCAUCAUUAAGCUUUUUCUUCUUUUUAAAUGUUUGUUUUCUCUUUUUUUUCAGCUUCCACUGGACUUUCAGGAACGUAUCAGCACCCACAUUGAGAAACAUAAUCGUGGUAGCGGAGCCACCAUACCGGUUUCACACUCCAAUUACUCUGACGCCGUGCCAACAGCCAUAAUUGCCAAAGUCCUGGAAAAGCCUGAACCAGGAAACAGCUGCCCUGUAACACGCUCUCCAAGCCCACAACCACAGGAUGGAGAUUUUCUCACAGGUACAGGUAGCACCGAUCACCUGAACCGCCGCAUUGCUUAUAAGACAUCUGACUUGUACUGCAGUGAUACGGCCCUCUACUGCCCUGAAAGGUGGCAAGACAGUGAGCGCAGGCAGAGCAUUGACCUUCAUGGCACCAACCUGCUCCAGCUUCAUGCCCAGAACUCAACAGACAGCAAUCCAGAAGAGGAGGCCUACCACUCUGGAAGCUUCUCCCACCAUGAGCCUCCAUCCUCCUUCCACCACCAUGAUGAGUUUGGCACCGGUAGCCUCCCUGCUUCCAGCACUUACUCCAGUUUCAGCCUCGCAUCAGAUGACAAGGGAGGAGUUAGUGGUGGCUGCGGGCCCACUGCAAGCAGCACGUUAUCCUCUUCCCACCAGGGUCUCUACAUGGAGUGGCGGGAUGAUGGCAGUGGGGACUAUGGGCGCAAAAGCACAUCCUCUUACGAUAAAGACAGCCCAAGUUUUCCCAAGUCUCUCAGCAUCCAGCACAUAAUGACCUCCAGGAGUCCACAGAAAGGCAGCGCACCAGCAUACACAAGGACGUCCUCAUGCUUCAGUGAACCGUACCACUCCAGUACACCCCGCCUGGCUUCCUCUCACAGUAUGGGGUCCACGACAGGACUUGGCCAGGCCCGAGGGGGAACCCUUGACAGCCAAGGUGACAUCCAGGUCCCUGAGGAUGAACUAAGCAGCCGCUGGAGACAGCUCAGCGUGGAAGACAUCAACACAUUCUCUUACCGUAACCUCACAGGCCGGGCCUCUCCGUACAGUUUCUCUGAGCGUCACUUUGAAAUGGGCCCCUCCACGAAGGUCAAAGGAAACCUGUACAGCAGCUUUCAAGAAGAUGAUGUCUUCCACAGUCGUGUGCUCGACCAAUGCUUUGAUUUGGGUUCCCCCUCAACCAGUUGCAGUUCUAAACCGAUGGAGCAUCGCAAACAGGAGAAAACAUCCAUGAUGUAUCGAGCUAAGGAUGACAGUCAGGACUCUGAGUGCAGUCUGUUCCUCUCAGGAAGCUCAAAAGAGAAGGAGAGCAGUGUGGGAGCAACGGCGGCAAGCAGCACCAAGAAGGACUAUGUGAAUCUGAGCGCAGACAGUUCGCCCGAGUCCCUACGCCAAAGCUCCCUUGAAGCCUCUAGUCUUCAACACUACCCCACCCCCAGACCGAGCGUCCGGCCUCGACCGAGCUCCAGUUCAGCUGUCAGCGUUGGCCCUGCACUCCCAAAGAAGACCUCUCCAAGAUACCAAAAAUUUGGCAGCACAGGACUGACAAGGAAGGACAGUUUGACCAAGGCGCAGCUAUACGGUACACUGCUGAACUGAGUGGCAAGAGCAAGCUUUUUAUUUUAUGCAUGAGAAUGAUGAUGAUUUCUAACUUCCUGUACUGUACUGUACUGUACUGUACUGUACUGUAUGUCUCCAACAUUUCCUGCAGCAAACACAUACUUGGUGUGAUCAGGUAUGAGGUUGCUGUUUUCUCAUGUAUUACUUAGCCAAGACACUUUUCUUGCAGUCUGCAUCACUUUUUAUACAAUGUAUGUCAUGCAAAGCUGUAGCUACCUGAUUAGCUAUUCAAUGUUUUUGUUCUGAGGAUAACGAUUAUUCAAAGCCACCGAGAUAAAACCACAGCUCUGGCUACAUAAACACACUGUGCUAUUUGCUCUUUUUUUUAAUUUCAAGUACUGUUAGUAAAACCAGCAAAAGACCAUCAACUCUGCGCUCAUGUACAGUACGGAUGAUGGAAUUAAGUGUGUGCUUUAGGGUGACUUAAUUAUAUGUUCGGGAGAAAGUUUAUUAAUUAAGUAUUGUGGACCCUGCUGACUGCAAGCUGUUAAAACAAUUUAUUUUCUCUUGACAUGCAUGCUGUUUAAUGCAUAUAAAUAAGAUGUACAAACACAUUUGCGGUUAAAUUGUUUCACAGGGGGACAUUACCCCCAAACAGAACUUAUAUAGAGGGAUUUUAUUUAUUGGCUACAUUAAAGAUGCUAUAAAAAGGUGUAGUAUAUUUAAACCUCAUGUGUUGUUUAUAGCGAAACGCUAAAUCUAGUGCUAAGAGUUCCUGAUGUUAAAUCUUUAACUUAUUUGGGAAAUUAAAAAUUCCUGAUCUUAUCUGUUAGAAUGUUAGGUGUUUAAAUGACGAUAAGGCGUACAAGAUAAAGUUGAUGUAUUACCAGUUAAAUUGUGCGACUUGAAACACUCUCAGCAGAAAUGAUCAAAAGGAACUACAAAGUGGAAUUUUUCUUAUUUUUGUAUGAAAAUAAAAAGAUUUAAUCUCAGUCUGUACUGCACAGAAUAUGCCCUCUUAGCAGGACACUUGUGGAAUUGCCUUAAUAACUGUGUACAUACAGUAUAUAAAUCUCCUCUAUUGUUACUAUACAAAUACACUACUGUUAUAGCACAUGUUCUUCCUGUCAGACACGGCACAUACAUACACACAGCUUAUUGUCAAAUAAUUACGUCCGUUCUUGCGUCGAGUAUAGUUUCAGUGACGCUGAAGCCUGAUCCCAGCCUGAAAAUCCUGCAAGCGGAGUCAAAUCUCUGCCUUGUUACACACUCUUCUGGAGCUCCUUGCACAAACUGAAAACAAAAAAGUGCUGGAUCUUCUAGUUUUCUGGAGGGAUGAAUUGGAAUAUGCUCCAGGCUGGCUGGCAGUUCAGCAAAGUAUGCACAAAAAGUUCACAGAAGAAAAAAAAAAAAAAGUACUCGCGAAAGAAAGAAAGAAACAGCCGGUCAAAUCCAAACCUGUACAGUGUGUUGUUUUGAUACCAGCAUGCUCAAUUAGAGAAAACACUGUGAAAAUAGACAAAGCCUGUGUUUAUUUACGUACAUAGAAAAUGGCAAAGACAUGCUGUCCUGUUGGUGAUGAAAACCCCACCUUUUGUUGUUCAAGACAAAUUUCAAACAUCUGUGCACUUUUUUUGGCAUGCUAGAUCUUUAAGAGUUUCUUUUGUCUCACAGGCCUGCAGAUCUAAAAGGAAUGCGACAGGGAUAAGCUAAAUAAUGGGACCUCUGCUAUUCCCUAGAGAGGUCCUGGAUGUUAUUUUUUAGAAGGCAAUGCUUCUACCUCUCCCACUCCUGCAGAUCUGGGAACUGGCUUAAGGCUGUUUUAAAUACUUAAAAGAUAAAUCCCUUCUGUUUGACCUGGUGGUGUUUACGAUAGCGAAACUGCAGCAAAUAAAAGCCCCAGAAGGUAAUCAUAUUCCUAUUUGCUAGUAUCUAAGGAGCUAAAAAAAAGUCUGGAAUUAAAGUGAACUAAUGAACAGGGAUCAAGGGAAAAUAUGGCAUUUUUGUUGUAUAAAAACAUUAAAAUACUGCACACAAAAAUGGUGUAACUCUAUACCUUUUUCAAAUGGAGCAUUGAGUUGGUGUUAUAUUCACUGAAUGUGAAGACCCUGAAUGAAGAGGCUGAAGUGGUUCUGUCCUGUCCUACCUCCAGCUCUGUUCCAGGAACAACAGGCCAGCUGUCGAAAUGUCAAAAUCUGUCUGUCUGAUGCAUGGUUAUACAUUUUUGUUGUAUGUUUAUUUACUUAAUAAAGAUGGGUGUUGGGAAAUGCA